AUGCUCGCUCGCAUAUCAUCUGUAUUUCAGCUGAAUAGGAGAAGGCAUAUAUUUCUAGAUUCAGGAGAACGGCCCAUGAGCGAGGGGGCCAUCAUGACAACUGAUGGCCUACAGGAAAAUGCCAUGAUUGACAAAGCCAAGGGUGAUUCUCCGCAGGAUGUCAUAUUUGCGCAUGCUUCUAUGGUGAAUGGGUCACAAGCCUGCCUGCUUCUGAGAAGGAAGACGGGUUGA
Paracoccidioides brasiliensis Pb18 is the source of this 231-nucleotide messenger RNA. RefSeq lists its product as uncharacterized. The coding region runs from base 1 to 231 and encodes 76 amino acids. The transcript has a single exon. The record is from RefSeq and is a predicted model, not a curated record.